Molecule: messenger RNA, 3175 nt
Organism: Cavia porcellus (domestic guinea pig)
Lineage: Eukaryota; Metazoa; Chordata; Mammalia; Rodentia; Caviidae
Product: olfactory receptor 51F2-like
Exons: 1
Coding region: 32-982 (316 amino acids)
Biological process (GO): G protein-coupled receptor signaling pathway
Cellular component (GO): plasma membrane
Molecular function (GO): olfactory receptor activity; G protein-coupled receptor activity
Source: RefSeq, a predicted model, not a curated record
UCAGCUUGAGAUUUUGCAGUCUGAGAUCAACAUGGAAACUUUCCCGAACAUCACGUCCUCUCCCAUCAUCUUCCUGCUAACUGGCGUUCCUGGGCUGGAAGCCUUCCACACCUGGAUCUCCAUCCCUUUCUGCGUCCUCUAUGCAACCGCCCUGUCAGGGAACAGCCUGAUUCUCUUCGUCAUUAUCACUCAGCCCAGCCUCCACGAACCCAUGUAUUAUUUCCUCUCCAUGCUGUCUACCACUGACCUCGGGCUGUCCAUAUCCACACUGGUCACCAUGCUGGGGAUAUUCUGGUUCAAUGCCAGGGAGAUCAGCUUCAAUGCCUGCUUGUCACAGAUGUUCUUUUUUCAACUUUUCACUGUCAUGGAAUCCUCCGUGCUGUUGGCUAUGGCCUUUGACCGUUUUGUGGCCAUUUCUAAUCCUCUUAGGUAUUCUUCUGUCUUAACUGAUGUUAAAAUAGCACUGAUCGGAAUAGCAAUCAUCAGUCGGGGGACAUUGGUACAGAUUCCUUUGGCGGUGCUUCUUAAAAGACUGUCCUUCUGCCGCAGCCGUGUGCUGCACCAUUCUUACUGCUUCCACCCGGAUGUGAUGAAGCUCUCUUGCACAGACACCAGGAUCAACAGUGCAGCUGGGCUGGCUGUUCUCAUCACCACUGCUGGGGUGGACUCAGUGUGUAUCGUCCUUUCAUAUGUUUUGAUCAUUGGGACUGUCCUCAGCAUUGCCUCCCCAGAGGAGAGGAGAAAAGCUUUCAGCACUUGUAUCUCCCAUAUUGGGGCUGUGGCUGUGUUCUACAUUCCACUGAUCAGCCUGUCCUUUGUUCACAGAUUUGGGAGACGAGCCCCACCUUAUGUACAUACUCUGAUUGCCAAUGCCUACCUUCUGAUGCCUCCUGUAAUGAACCCCAUCAUCUACAGUGUGAAGACCAAGCAGAUACGCAAGGCUGUGCUGAAAGUUCUCCAUUCCAGAAUGACAAAGAUCUAGAGCUUGCUUUCUUCUCAAAUUUUCUAGUCUUGUUCCUUGUGUGCUUGAAUGGCAUACAACAAUGCCAUUUAGCAAAGUUACAGUGUUUAGAGUGAUACUUAUUUUGAAAUUUUUCCAAAUAUAGCUAGUUAUAUUUAUGUUAUGAUAGUUAUGACAUUGAAUUAACAGAUUAUAUAAGUGGGAGACACUCAAAAAUAUCAGUACAUCCUUAAAAUAGUUAAAAUGAUAAUGCAAUUAAAUCUUCUCUAUGAACAACAAUCUUAUCUUUAAAAUUAAAGUUUUAAAUGACCUAGAUAACAAUUACCCAGUUUAGAUUUCAAAUGUGAAAUUGCUUUGUGCUUUUAAAAAAUGAAAAAAGUCUAUUUACUGAUUUUUAUUUGUUCUUUACUGAGAGAAACAUAAUCACUCCUUUCACAAAUGAGAAGAAAAAGUGUAUUAAGGUUUCAAACUACCAAAACUCAUCAUCUAAAUUUACCACAGAUGACACACAAUGUCAAUGUUACUUACAUUUUGCAAAUAUUUUAACUUUUCUUCUUAAUCUCUGGCAUUCCUGGGCAUCUUUAUUUACAGAUAGUAUCAUUAUCAAUAAAUGUAUCAUUGUCUUUCCAGCAAAUUUAACUUAUUUGCUUAAGAAUUUGCCCUUUCUCCUAGAUGUUUAGGAGAGAUUUUGAAAAAUAACACUUUUAAUUCAACUUCAAUCUGUACUUUCUUUGGUAGUACAAAUAUUAUGGUUAGACUCUAAUUCUGUUAUUGUUUUGAGAAAAUAAUCAUCUUCUGCUGAAAGGGAAAUUAAAAUUUUAAAUAAAAGCCUGCCAAGAAAUCCUGCCAAGGAUGUCUUCCAAAAAUGGGUGGCCUCAUAAUGGAACAUUUCCUUUUGUGACCCAUGAUUGCUUAACUGAUGGCCUUGCAACAUAACUUGAGAUGUUUAAGCUCCCUUGACAACCCACAAUGUCACCCAACCCUCCAAAUAUAACAUGAAAUCUACCUUUGUGUCUCCUCCUUGCUCUCCCUAUAAAAGACCCAAAACCCUGCUUGGCAAGGCUAACUGUUUGGGAGAGAUCCCAGUUAAACCCACCAGCAUGAUAAACUGCCUCUUAAAUCUCCUCAGUGCUAUUUCUUCCUGUGUUCUGUCUGUUUUCCAUAGCACAAUUGAAUUAAUAGAAAAUAAAUAUAGAGAUAUUUUAUAAUAGUGCUCUACUUGGAAAUUCUCCCCAAGGAAAUAUGAAUGCCAAAAACCACCAGACUUUAGAUUAUAAGAUAGAACCAAACCAGUGAUGAAUACAGGACUAAAGAAACUCAUCUGUGUUGCUUCCUUUCCUACUUUUUCUGAAUUCAUAUAUUAAUCUACAUAAACAGCACUUAGUGGUUUUAUGAGUUUCCCUUCCUUUAUUUAAGAAUGUAUUUAGUCAAGAAAUUUUAAAUAACUACAAAAUGCUAUAGACACACCCAGUUAGAAUUAAACCUUGUGCUAAAAGGUCUAUAUAAGUCUAAGAAAGAAAGCAUUUGCAUGUAACUCAACUUGGUAAACUUUAUACCAACCUCACAAUGAAUAGGCGGCAUCUAAGAUUUGUGUGCAAUAACUGUCUAAGGCUGUGCACCAGCAGAGCAUUUCUUGCAUGUUUAAGGGGAGAAAAGAAGAAAAGCUCUUAUCAGUGGAUUCGUAUCACGCAUCUGAGUUACAGUUUAAUACGAAGUCCUUUGUGAUUCUGAGGAGUGAAUUCCAUCUGAAAGUGCCCAUCUUCUGAGUUUGAGUCCUGACUCUAAAUGAUCCAUUCUCAAACCUGAUGAUGUACUGGAAUACACAUGACAGUAUCUUCUUAUUUUAAGUAUAAGACUUUGAUCUGGGAGGAACCACUAUGAAGAUUCUAUGUUUUAAUCAUCAUAAAGUUUUCUCUGUGUUCUCAAGGCACAAAAAAAGGAAGAAACUUCCUGUAGUUAUCACUGCGGCAUUAUUUCUGUUUCCUCUGGGUCUCUUCAGGCCUUCAGUGCCUGUUUAUGUAAAGCUCUCAUACCAAGUUUGAAACAUCAAAACGGAUUUAGCAGUCAUUAUUGAUACCAGCUCUAGCACCUUUAAUCCUGUUCUAAAUAGCCUGUCUUUCUGCUGCAGUUAUGUGCUCCACCAUUCCUGUUGAUUUCUCCCCGAUGUGAUGAGCUUUCAGCAUAGUUUGCCAAUAACACUUAAUUGUAAACCUC